Messenger RNA from Anopheles marshallii, 1755 nucleotides. RefSeq lists its product as uncharacterized. The record is from RefSeq and is a predicted model, not a curated record. The transcript has 2 exons. NCBI's taxonomy places the organism in Eukaryota, Metazoa, Arthropoda, Insecta, Diptera, Culicidae. Gene Ontology annotation, cellular component: nucleus. Gene Ontology annotation, biological process: positive regulation of DNA-templated transcription. The coding region runs from base 1 to 1755 and encodes 584 amino acids.
AUGCUUAACGUAGGUACGGUCACGGUGGAAGCCCACUAUUCCACCAACUACGUAGAAAACUAUCUCGAUUCGGUAGAGAAUCUACCCGACGAUGUGCAGCGGCAUCUGUCACGCAUUCGCGAAAUCGAUGUCCUCUACCGGGGUCAUCUGCGGGAUGUGAAUAUGUACUGCGACCAAUGGAGCGUCAAUCAAGCCCAAGGAACAGCCGCCGGAACGACGAAAGCCAGUGCGAACGAAGCACCAUCAUCGGCAACGACAGAGCAGAGCAACAUUUUGAAACGGGCCACUUCUCGGAUACAGAAAAGCCUCAUCGCAGCACAGGAGCUAGGUGACGAAAAGUUACAAAUCAUCCAACAACUGCAAGACCUGAUCGAUCACAAAACACGCCAACUCGAUCAGGAUUUCAUGAACCUUGGCAACGAGUUCUUCGUGCGACUUGAUUAUGCCCGGGACGAUAAAACAGACGGAGGUCGGGAUGGAAAUGGUACCACCGUUAUCGGUACCCUGGGUGGUGGCAGUAACUCAAGCAACGGACCGGGCCAAUACGGGGUGACGGGCAACGGAACCGGCAACGGGCCGAAUGCUUCCGGUGGAUAUGGCGUUAGUGGUGCUGGCAAUAACAGUGGCAACGGUGGAAUCGGUUCCAAUUCGCAUAUCAUGCACACAAGCAACGGAACCAGCGGUAACGGAGUGAACAACACACUGGGUGGUGGAAAUGGUUCCGGAAUCUAUGGAGGAAACAACGGCAGCGGUUCAUUGAGCAAUGAGCGAAGUUCGAAACGUGCCCGUAGAACCCGCAAUGACCAGACCGGUGGCUCAGCAAACGGCUCAAAUACACCCAAUUCGAUGUGUGGUGUUAGUGCGAUGGAGGUCGAUCCGAUCGAGGAUAUCCUUGGCGGUAAUAGUGGCGUUGGCAGCGGCGUUGGUAUACUAUCGGGUGGAAGCCCCGGUAACGCAGCGGGUGGAAACGGUGGCUCAGCAGGUAGCGUUACUAUCUCCUCCGGUGGAAAUGGUGGACAAAGCGUAAGCGGAACAGUUAAGCAAGAAGCAGGCACUGGUGGUAAUGGGAAUGGAGGCAACAGUGGCACGGGUGGAUCAGGAAACAGCCAUAAUAUCAUAAGUACGUUAGCACCCGGAUCCGGCCAGAACUCAUCAGCAGGAGGCAACAAUGGUUCUAAGACUGGUAACAACGGUGGAAACGGUGGUACGAACAGCUCCAGCAAUGCUUCCGGCAGCAGUGGCAAUAAUGGUAAUGGUAACGGCAGCAAUUCCGGCGGUGGCGCCGGCAGCAGCAAUUCGCAGCUCAACAAUUCCAACCAGGGUGCUGGUGGUGGCGGCGGUAGUGGUGGUGGUGGUGGGAAAAAGGGCAACGGAAGCGGUAACAACACUGCUAGCGGUAGUGGUGCCAGUGGUGCGAACGCGGGCAAGAAGAAAAAGCGCAAAACAGGAGGUCGGGGAUCGAAUGCAACGCGUGAAGCCCGGGAAGAUACGCCGGCGGCCGAGGAAACGAUCGAUCCGGACGAACCGACAUACUGUCUGUGCGAUCAGAUUUCAUUCGGUGAAAUGAUCCUCUGUGAUAAUGAUCUCUGCCCGAUAGAGUGGUUCCACUUUAGCUGCGUUUCGCUUAUCUCGAAACCGAAGGGUCGCUGGUUCUGCCCGAACUGUCGCGGUGAUCGCCCGAACGUGAUGAAACCGAAGGCACAAUUCCUGAAGGAGCUCGAGCGCUACAAUAAGGAAAAGGAAGAGAAAACGUAA